This is a messenger RNA of Haplochromis burtoni (Burton's mouthbrooder), 10624 nucleotides long. RefSeq names its product cadherin EGF LAG seven-pass G-type receptor 1a (gene celsr1a). The record is from RefSeq and is a predicted model, not a curated record. The coding region runs from base 579 to 9875 and encodes 3098 amino acids. Gene Ontology annotation, molecular function: calcium ion binding; G protein-coupled receptor activity. Gene Ontology annotation, cellular component: plasma membrane. Lineage: Eukaryota; Metazoa; Chordata; Actinopteri; Cichliformes; Cichlidae. Gene Ontology annotation, biological process: homophilic cell-cell adhesion; G protein-coupled receptor signaling pathway; cell surface receptor signaling pathway. The transcript is spliced from 37 exons.
AAGCUGUGAUGAUGACAUUUUCAGUCUUCCUUCACUGAGCCUCAGGUCUGUUUUAAUUGUACCAUCACAGCUCAGAACGCUUCAGCACACAGAAGUUGAAGAGGGAGCGACACUUAAACGCGCAGCAGGAAUUUUACCCACCUCUCGUCCUAUUGUAAUAACAAUGCGCCUGUGCGUAUUGGUCACCCGGGCAGCGGCACUUCCUAAAUCUCCAUGAGAAAAAAAAAAAAGAAAGCCUCCUCGCCACCACCCCACCCGAAAGCGUCCCAGAGGGGGAACACAGCAGGUUUAUGGUAAUAAGUCUCUGAGGAGGAGAGAGGAGGAGGAGGUGGAGGAGGAGGAGAGCCGCGGAGCCAUUUUGUACUCAUUUUAAACUCAGUGUGUGUUUACGCAGCCGUGACGCGCCUGGACACACUGAUACUAUGGAUACCCAGCGUCUUUUUCCACGUUGAGAAAAACUUCACCAUGCGGGAGAAAAGUAAGACGCGGUGCUGGGAGAGGGAGACUUAAUGCUUUUCUUUACUUUUUUUGCGGAGGAGUUUCGGUGAAGUUGAACGGGAUUCGGCAGGUUUACAAGCAUGGAGCCGCCGAUGUGUUGCUGGGUUUGGGUUUGGGUUCUGUUCACCGUGCCGCCGCUCGCGGGAUGUUUGGAGAUGCACCUUUCGGAGACUUCACAGCCCGGGAGCCUUUUGGCCAACCUGUCGCUCGGCCCUGGGUGGACUUAUAAACUUGACAGGACUUUAUCUCCCAACUUCAUUCAGAGUUGUUUCCAAGUUGGGAGGCUCGACGGUGUUAUCCGCCUGUCCCACAAAGUUCAGUGUGCGCGCACACCCAGGAAUCCUGCGCCUGUUUAUUUCAGAACUGUCUCCUCCGCGUCCGGAGACGUUAUCCUGACGCAUUUUAAUGUGUUCGUUCACGGCCAGGACUGUUUUAUUAAAUACAAGAGAAAGAAAGCGUCAGGUGAGCCAGACAUUCAAAUAAAACACCUUUCAAAACUGGAGGCAACUUCCUGCUUACCUGCAGGUAUUCUAAUUUUGAAUGUAACAAAACUUUUACCCUCUUUCACGCAAAACACUGCCUUUUUGGAUACUGAGUGUGCAGGAAGAAACGUUGUCGGGGUGUUCAGGCACGGAGAUUUAUUCCUGGCUAGUGACUUGUGUCUUAAACACAGUGGACAGUCGGAGGAGAAGCUUCACUGCGCGCUGCACAGCUCUCCGGGCAGCGGGCUCUCUGUGCAGCUUCAUUUGACGCUCGUUAAAGCGCGCAAACAACACCAAAGCCCGUCAGAAAUCAUCCACAGACAGUCUGUUGUGCUGAUCAGAAGGGGAAAGCGGCAGGUUAAUUCAUCUCCCCAGUUUCAACUUCCCAACUAUCAGGUGUCUGUGCGUGAGAAUGAGCCCGCUGGGACGCGAGUUAUCACCCUAAAAGCAAAUGACCCAGAUGAUGGAGAAGCGGGGAGGCUGGAGUACAGCAUGGAAGCCUUGUUUGAUAAAAGGUCUGAUGACUUUUUCUACAUAGACUCACAGACUGGAAGCAUAACAACUAUCCAGGCUCUGGACAGAGAAGUCAAAGACACCCAUGUGUUCAAAGUUACUGUGACGGACAAUGGCACCCCCAAAAGAUCUGCCACUUCUUACCUCACUGUCACUGUAAGUGACACCAACGACCACACCCCUGUGUUUGAGCAAAAUGAAUAUCGAGUCAGCAUCCGAGAAAACGUAGAAGUGGGCUUUGAAGUUAAGACAGUCCGGGCCACUGACGGUGAUGCUCCCUCCAACGCCGACAUGAUCUAUAAAAUUGUGAAUGCAGACGAAGUCAACUCUGUGUUUGAAAUUGACCCCCGGAGCGGCCUGGUGAGGAUCAGAGAGCGGCCUGACAGGGAGACCCGGGCCCAGUACCAACUGAUCGUCGAAGCCAACGAUCAGGGGAAGGAGCCAAGUCCCCGCAGUGCCACCGCCACAGUUUACAUCACUGUGGAAGACGAAAAUGACAACUACCCACAGUUCACUGAAAAGAGGUACGUGGUGCAGGUCCCAGAGAACGUGCCAGUCAACACCAAAGUGAUCCAGGUGGAGGCGACGGACAGAGAUGAGGGAAACAAUGCCAAAGUUCACUACAGCAUCAUAAGUGGCAACGUUAAAGGGCAGUUCUACAUUCACUCCCCCACUGGUGUCAUUGAUGUCAUCAAUCCUCUUGACUAUGAAAUGAUUCGGGAGUAUAAUUUAAGGAUUAAGGCUCAGGAUGGAGGCAGGCCUCCGCUGAUAAACAGCACAGGGAUGGUGGUGGUGCAAGUGGUGGACGUCAAUGACAACACACCCAUGUUUGUCAGCACACCUUUCCAGGCUACAGUGCUGGAAAAUGUGGCCGUUGGUUACUCUGUCAUCCACAUUCAAGCCAUUGAUGCCGAUUCAGGGAAAAAUUCUCUCCUGGAAUACCGCAUUACCGACACCACGCCAGGUUUUCCGUUCACCAUCAACAACAGCACAGGCUGGAUUACAGUAAGUGAGCCGCUCGACAGGGAGGAAAUUGAAUUUUACACCUUUGGCGUGGAGGCGAGAGAUCACGGGACACCUGUGAGGUCCUCCUCUGCCAGUGUCAGCGUCACAGUGCUGGAUGUGAACGACAACACACCCACAUUCUCAGAGAAGACCUACUCACUGAAGAUCAACGAAGAUGCUGUGGUCGGCAGCAGUGUGCUGACAGUGACCGCUGUGGACAGGGAUGUUAACAGCAUGGUGACGUAUCAGAUCUCCAGCGGCAACACCAGGAACCGCUUUGCCAUCACUAGCCAGAGUGGCGGUGGCCUCAUCACCUUAGCCCUUCCCCUGGACUACAAGCUGGAACGCCAGUAUGUCCUGACAGUCACCGCCAGUGAUGGAACACUUUACGAUACCGCCCAGGUGUUCAUCAAUGUCACCGAUGCCAACACACACCGGCCUGUCUUCCAAAGCGCCAGCUACCACGUGUCUAUCAGUGAAGACAAACCAGUGGGCAGCACUGUGAUAGUGAUCAGUGCGACAGAUGAAGACACGGGGGAAAAUGCUCGUAUCACGUACGUAAUGGAAGACAAUGUUCCUCAGUUCGAAAUUGACCCAGAUACAGGUGCCAUCGUAACCAAAAUGGAGCUUGACUAUGAGGAUCAGGCCUCCUACACUUUAGCCAUCACUGCCAAAGACAAUGGCAUCCCCCAGAAAUCUGACAUCACUUAUGUAGAGAUCAUCAUCAGUGAUGCCAAUGAUAAUGCUCCUCAUUUUCUCAGAGACAUCUACCAGGGGAGUGUUCUUGAGGAUGCACCUGUCUACACUAGUGUGCUCCAGAUCUCUGCUUCAGACAGAGAUAGUGGAUCAAACGGCAGGGUGACCUAUACAUUUCAAGGUGGGGAUGACGGUGACGGGGAUUUUCACGUAGAGCCUCACUCUGGCAUCGUCAGAACCGCUCGCAAGCUGGACCGGGAAAACGUUCAUGUUUAUAACCUGAAGGCUUUUGCCGUGGAUAAAGGUGUUCCGCCUCUGAAAGCUGCUGUUUCUAUUCAUAUUGUAGUCCAAGACAUAAAUGACAAUGCUCCAGUGUUUGAGAAGGAUGAGCUUUUUAUUGACGUGCAAGAGAACAGCCCAGUGGGAUCAGUCGUGGCCCAGAUCACUGCCACAGACCCCGAUGAUGGCACUAAUGCUCAGAUCAUGUAUCAGAUCGUAGAAGGAAAUAUUCCAGAAGUGUUCCAGCUGGAUAUUUUCAAUGGAGACCUCACUGCACUCACAGACUUGGAUUAUGAGACCAAAACUGAGUAUGUCAUAGUCGUUCAGGCCACAUCAGCACCGCUAGUGAGCCGUGCUACUGUGCACAUCCGCCUAGUAGACAUGAAUGACAACGAACCAGUGCUGCACAACUUUGAGAUUCUCUUUAAUAACUAUGUCACCAACAAGUCCAACAGUUUUCCAUCUGGAAUAAUAGGAAAGGUUCCGGCUCAUGACCCGGAUGUGUCGGAUAAACUGCGCUACAAGUUUGAGUCUGGAAAUGAGCUAAGUCUGCUGCUGUUGAAUGAAGAAACUGGGGAUCUGAGGUUGAGCAGGGAUUUGGACAAUGACAGGGCUCUGGAAGCACCCAUGACUAUUUCUGUUUCAGAUGGUAUCCAUCGUGUUGUUGCCCUCUGCACACUGCGGGUCACUAUCAUCACUGAUGACAUGCUGACAAACAGCAUCACGGUUCGUCUGGAGAACAUGUCCCAGGAGCGUUUUCUAUCUCCCCUGCUCAGCCUCUUUCUUGAGGGAGUGGCGGAUGUACUCUCCACCAAGCGGGAAGCAGUGUUUGUGUUUAACAUCCAAAACGACACCGACGUCCAAGGCUCCAUCCUCAACGUAACCUUUUCGGCGCUGCAGCCCGGAGGGGCUCCUGGUAAAGGCAUGUUCUUCCCAUCUGAGGAGCUGCAGGAGCAGAUCUACCUCCACAGGACUCGACUCAGGCUCAUAUCCACUCAAGAGGUGUUGCCGUUUGAUGAUAACAUCUGCCUACGGGAGCCCUGCGAGAACUAUAUGAAGUGUGUAUCAGUGCUGAAGUUUGACAGCUCCCCUCCCUUCAUCGCCUCUGACACGGUUCUGUUUCGACCUAUCCACCCCAUCAACGGGCUGCGCUGCCGCUGCCCGGUCGGUUUCACCGGAGAAUACUGUGAGACCGAGAUCGACCUCUGCUAUUCAGGGCCCUGCAAGAACAACGGGAGGUGUCGGAGCAGAGAGGGCGGUUAUACCUGCGAGUGCCUGGAGGACUUCACAGGCGAGCACUGUGAGAUUAAUGCAUCAUCAGACCGCUGUGUACCAGGUGUGUGCAAGAAUGGUGGUACGUGCAUCAACCGGCUUGCAGGUGGUUUCAUGUGCGAGUGUCCACCCGGGGAGUAUGAGAAGCCCUACUGUGAGAUGACCACCCGCAGCUUUCCUGGACAGUCCUUCAUCACCUUCAGAGGCCUGCGGCAAAGGUUCCACUUCACCGUCUCCUUCAUGUUUGCUACCAGGGAAAGAAACGCCCUGCUCCUCUACAACGGCAGGUUCAACGAGAAACAUGACUUCAUCGCCCUGGAGAUCAUCGCUGAACAGAUUCAGCUCACCUUCUCUGGAGGUGAGACAAAGACCACAGUGGCUCCCUACGUCCCGGGUGGAGUCAGUGACGGUCAGUGGCACUCAGUCCAGCUCCAUUACUACAACAAGGACGGGUGGAGUCUGGUGGACUCCAGCGGAGCUCUGCGGCUCCCUCUCUAUACCGCCUGGCUGGAGCUCAAUAAGAAGGAGCCUAAAAUGGUGAGCGUGGGGAACCCUUUUGGACCGUCCGGAGAAAAAGUGGCUAUGGUCGCCAUUGACGAUUGUGACAUAUCCAUGGCGAUCCGCUUCGGAAAGCAGAUCGGGAACUACUCCUGUGCCGCGCAGGGUACCCAGAUUGGACAGAAGAAAUCACUGGACUUGACAGGGCCGCUGUUACUGGGUGGGGUUCCCAACCUGCCAGAGGAUUUCCCAGUCAGGAACAGGAACUUUGUAGGCUGCAUGAGAAACUUGCGCAUCGACAGCAAGCCCAUCGACAUGGGCAGCUUCAUUGCUAACAACGGCACCACAGAAGGGUGUCCAGCAAAGAAAGACUUUUGCACAAAUGGUGUGUGUCAAAACGGAGGCACGUGCGUCAGCAAGUGGAACACUUACAUUUGUGACUGCCCUACUGGUUACGGUGGCAAGAACUGUGAGCAAGUGAUGCCAUCACCUCAGUUCUUUGGCGGAGAGGCACUGGUGUCUUGGAGCAACCCGGACAUCACUGUUGCUGUUCCCUGGUAUAUUGGCCUAAUGUUCCGCACCCGGCGUCCUGCUGGCACCCUGAUGCAGGUCAAUGCUGGGCCUUCCUCUACCAUCAACCUCAUGGUGAGUGAGCAGCGGGUCCAUAUGGAAGUGUUGCUGAGGCACCAAUUGGUGGCAUCGCUGAGCUUUCCUCAAGUGCGUGUCAAUGACGGGGAGUGGCACCACUUGCUGAUUGAACUGAAAAGCAUCAAAGAUGGCAAGGAAAUCAAAUACAUGGCAGCUGUCUCUCUGGACUACGGCAUGUAUGAGCAGAAGUCAGUCGAGAUCGGCAAUGACCUCCCAGGCCUCAAGCUGCAAACUCUUCAUAUUGGAGGUUUGCCCGGGGAGAGAAACGAUGUCAUCAAAGGAUUUGUUGGCUGCAUACAGGGUGUGCGUAUGGGUGAGACAUCCAACAACGUGGCCAAUGUGAACAUGGCUCAGGGCCUGAAGAUCCGUGUGGAAAACGGCUGUGAUCUGGCUGACCCGUGCGACUCCAACAUCUGCCCAGAGAAUAGCCAGUGCAUUGACGACUGGAGCACACACACCUGUGCUUGCGACCCAGGCUACUUUGGGAAACAGUGCGUGGACGCUUGUAAGCUCAACCCCUGUGAGCACGUUUCCACGUGCGUCCGCAAACCAAGCUCCUCCCACGGCUACACCUGCGAAUGUGGACAAAAUUACUUCGGCCAGUACUGUGAAAACAAAGUGGAAGAGAAAUGUCACGAGGGCUGGUGGGGCAGUCCCAUGUGUGGACCGUGUAACUGUGACACAAGCAGAGGAUUUCAUAAAAACUGCAACAAGACCACCGGGGAGUGCCGCUGCAAGGAUAAUCACUAUCGUCCAGAGGGAGAGGACGCUUGUUACCCCUGCGACUGUUUCCCUAUAGGCUCUGAGUCUCGAACCUGCGACCCCAUCACUGGGCAGUGUCCCUGCAAGGGAGGAGUUAUCGGUCGUCAGUGCAACCAGUGCGAUAAUCCCUUCGCUGAAGUCACUCCCACUGGAUGCGAAGUGGUGUAUGAGGGCUGCCCAAAGGCCUUUGAUUCUGGCAUCUGGUGGCCCAAGACAAAAUUUGGACGCCCUGCUGCUAUGAAAUGUCCCGAAGGAUCUUUUGGCACUGCCAUCCGCCACUGUAGUGAUGAGAAGGGCUGGCUGGCACCUGAGCUCUUCAACUGCACCACCGUUGCCUUCACACAUCUGAAAAAACUGAAUGACGAUCUCCGCCGCAACAGUUCAAGGAUGGACAGCGAACGCUCCAAGACCAUUGUGCGUUUGCUUCAAAGUGCCACCAAUAACACGUCACAUUACUACGGCAAUGACGUGAAGAUGGCCGCCCAGCUUCUGAAUUAUGUUCUGCAGUACGAAAGCCGCCAGGCCGGGUUUGAUCUCACCGCCAUGAAGGAUGCAGAGUUUAAUGAGAACUUGGUGCGAGCAGGCAGCGCCAUACUGGAUCCCAACACCAAGGACCACUGGGACCAAAUCCAAAGGACAGAGAGCGGGACCGCACAUUUGCUCCGAAACUUUGAGGACUACGCGAGCACGCUGGCACAGAAUGUCCGGAAAACCUACCUGAAGCCCUUCACCAUCGUCACUGAAAACAUGAUUCUAACUGUGGACUACUUGGAUGUGUCGAACCCAGAGAGGGCGACAUUUCCUCGCUUCCGGGAAAUCCAGGAGGCCUACCCCAAAGAGCUCGGGUCUUCUGUCCGCUUCCCACAGUUUAAUAUCGGUACUCAGGGAAACAAAGCAGAGCCCACUCCUGCCCCUCCAGCUCAGACAGAAGCUGUCCUAGAGGAGGAGCACACAGUUUCAGAUAGGAAACGCCGCCAUCUCGAGCCACCUGCCCCUCUGCCUGUUGCUGUGGUGAUAGUGUACAAGUCGCUGGGAAAGCUCCUUCCUGAAAGAUACGACGCAGACCGCAGGAGUCUGAGAGUCCCCAACCGUCCGGUGAUCAACACAGCCAUCGUGAGCGCCACGAUCCACAGCGAAGGUCAGCCUCUUCCUACCGUCCUGGACCCCCCGGUCAUCUUGGAGUACACCCUGCUGGAGACAGAGGAGCGAACCAAACCCGUCUGCGUGUUCUGGGACCACUCAGUCGGGAGUGGAGGCGCAGGCGGCUGGUCCUCUAAAGGCUGCGAGGUGCUCAACAGGAACAACACCCACAUUAGCUGUCAGUGUAACCACAUGACCAGUUUUGCUGUGUUGAUGGACAUUUCCAAAAGAGAGCACGGCGAUGUCCUGCCUCUGAAGAUCGUCACGUACACCACAGUCUCCGUGUCCCUGUUUCUUCUCCUGAUCACCUUCAUCCUGCUGUGCCUCUUGCGCAGGCUCCGUACCAACCUCCACGCCAUCCACAGGAACCUGGUGGCAGCGCUCUUCUUCUCCGAGCUUGUCUUCCUCCUGGGCAUCAACCAGACUGACAAUGUGUUUGUGUGCACCGUGAUCGCCAUCCUCCUCCAUUACUUCUACAUGUGCACCUUUGCCUGGAUGUUCGUGGAGGGGCUGCAUAUCUACCGCAUGCUGACCGAGCUGCGGAACAUCAACUACGGUCACAUGAGGUUCUACUACGCCAUGGGCUGGGGCAUACCGGCUAUCAUCACUGGUUUGGCAGUUGGCCUCGAUCCUCAGGGUUAUGGAAACCCAGAUUUUUGUUGGCUUUCUGUCCAUGACACACUCAUCUGGAGCUUUGCAGGGCCCAUCUUUGUAGUCGUGCUGGUGAACAUAGUGAUCUUUGUUCUCGCUGCCAAGGCUUCCUGUGGUCGGAGACAGAAGGCUGUAGAGAAGUCAGGAGCUAUUCCUGCCCUACGUAUGGCCUUCCUCCUCCUGGUGCUCAUCAGUGCCACCUGGCUGCUCGGUCUAAUGGCAGUCAACAGCAAUGUAAUGACUUUCCAUUACCUGUUUGCUGUCUUCAGCUGCUUGCAGGGAGUCUUCAUUUUCUUGUUCCAUGUGGUCUUCAACAAAGAGGUGAGGAAAAACCUCAAGAACAUCUUCAAGGGAAAGAAGAGCAUACAAGACGAGUCCAGCACCACGAGGGGCUCUUUGCUAACACGCUCUCUCAACUGCAACAACAUGUACACAGAGGACGGCGCAGUGUACCGUUCAGGCAUUGGCGAGUCUACCGUCUCACUGGACAGGUCAGCCAAGAGCCGCAGUAGCUACCUGGCUUACACACUCAGGGAGGAGUCUGGUCAGAAGCCCAGUGGCUCUUCAGGAACAGCUAAAGGCCACACGGACCUGGAUGGACCUCUGUUCCAUAGAAAUGGCACCAAAGGAGAUGACUCUGACUCAGACAGCGAGCUUUCAGUAGAUGAACACAGCUCCUCCUAUGCCUCCUCCCACUCCUCCGACAGCGAGGAUAAUGAUAUUGAUGUCAAGCCAAAGUGGAACAACGAGAGGCCUCUUCACAGCACUCCAAAAGCAGGGCAAUCAACAUCUAAUCACGUGAAGCCUUACUGGCCAACAGAUGCCAUUACAGCCAGUGACAGCGAGGACCCCGGUGGGACAGAGAGGCUGAGGGUGGAGACCAAGGUGAACGUGGAGCUGCACCCAGAGAACAAGCUCAACCACGUUGGUGAAAGAGAGAGGGAGGCUCUGCAGGAGAGAGAGAGACAGACUCCUACCAGUAUGAAAGACUCAGCGCCUGCCAGUCAGCCUAACAGCAACCACCAGCCAGAGCAGAGAAAAGGCAUCUUGAAGAACAAGAUCAGCUACCCUCCUCCGCUGACCGACAAGAACAUGAAGAACCGUCUGAGGGAGAAGCUGAGCGACUACAACUCGCCCACCAUCACCUCCCCUCCCCCCAACAACAACAACACCACCUCCCCAGCCCCUCCCUCCGUCAACAUCAUGACCCCGUCGUCCCGGACGCCUUCGUUGGAGGCCAACGAAGGAAGCCGACUCGGCAACCACGAGAGCGGCUCCCCCAUCAAACCGCCUGUCGCCCCACGACCUCAGAUUCCUCCAGGGGGUAUCUACCGGGAGACAAAUGGCGGAGUUGCCAUGCACUUGAAGUCUGGGACGGUCAACGGAGGCAAUGAGUCAGACUCAGAUGGCAGUAACGAGACUUCGAUCUGACCUGUUAGGCAAACCCAGACCAGCCUGCCUUUAUGAGAGGAGGAGCUAAACAACCUGCCAGGUCGGGGCUGAGGGGACCAAGAGUCGAGGAACAUGAAAGGAAAAGUUGCAAGAUGGAGAGGUGUUAAAGGAUGGAUGAAGAGAAGCCUGAUCCUGUCAGCAUCGCCGCUCCCGUCAUGUUUCCUUUCUCGGGCGAGCAGUAUUAAUUGCAGACGUUAGGACUGCCUUAGAUGAGAAAAUAAGCAGAGAUGUGAGCGAUAACAAAGGGAAUGCUGUGCUGGACUGUGUAAAGACACGGUUGAGCCACGUGUGCCAAAACCACUAAUGGAAAUCAUUAGGAAGAGUCGGAAGAUGAAGAAUGACACCCAGAAUGCAUUGUGGGCCCUAACAUGAAGCUCUUCUCUAGUGUUGGCGAGGAGCACAUCGUUAUGUUCUGUUUCUUUAGGUGAAGUUAGCAAAGUGUCAGAUGUAAUAAUCACUGUUCACGAACCUCUAAAGGCUGGUACCGUCACAGUAAAAUGAUUUCAAAGACUGCAGGUCCCUCAGAUGUCUCACACACACAUGCUCCAGUUCAUGCUGGGCAGAGCUAUGAAACACAAAGUGCUUUUCUUUUUUGUUUUAAUUAAAGAAAGGCUUCCACAGCCUCUCGGUGCAGUGUAUUUAGAGUGUAAGUAACAUGUAGAUAAUUUUAAAAAGUGAAGAAGAAAUGAUCUAUUUUCUAUGUCAGUUUUAGCAAGAACACAGUAGUG